GGAGCCGUACUAUGUGCGAUGCAUCAAGCCCAACGAGAUGAAGUCGCCGGUGCUUUUCGACGAUGCCCGCUGCCAGCACCAGGUGGCCUACCUCGGCCUGCUGGAGAACGUGAUGGUGCGCAGGGCGGGCUUUGCCUACAGGCAGCACUACGCUCGCUUCCUGCAGCGGUAUAAAAUGACGUGCGAGUACACCUGGCCAAACCACCUGAUGGCCUCGGACAGGGAGGCCGUGGAGGCCAUCGUCACCCAGCACGGUUUCCAGGACGACGUGGCGUACGGCCAUACUAAGCUAUUUGUCCGAACGCCACGAUCUCUCUACACCCUGGAGCAGGAGAGAGCCGCACUCAUCCCCAUCCUGGUGCUUUUCCUGCAGAAGGUAUGGCGUGGGGCUUUAGCUCGUAUGAGGUGCCGGCGGAUGAGGGCCAUCUACGCCAUCAUGGGCUGCUAUAAGCGCUACAAGGUCAAGGCUCACUUCUGGGAGGUGGAGCGGAGGUUCGCUAAUGUACGAACUAUGGCCGACUAUGGAAAGACUGUGGAGUGGCCGACCCCGCCUGCAGCUCUGUCCCAGUUUCACAACAAUACAGUCAUGCUGCAUCGCAGGUGGUGGGCGAGGCAGAUCGUGAAGAACAUCCCUCCGUCUGACAUGCUGGAGGUUCGGGCCAAAGUGGCAGCUCUGACUGCUCUGAGCGGAGAGAGGAAAGACUGGGGCUUCAGCAGACCCUGGGAGAGGGACUACCUGGCCAAUGUGCGAGACUGCCCUCAGACCAGCUCCGGCUUCAUCCGGGUUUCCAAGGAGCUGAGGAACAAAGACGAGUACAGUCAGGUCCUCUUCUCUGGCUUCUGCAGGAAGGUGAAUAGAUUCAACAAAAGCACAGACCGCAGCCUGCUCGUCACAGACAAGUACGUCUACAAAUUAGAGCCAAAGAAACAGUACAAGGUUUUGAAGAGGCUUCCUUUAGACACUUUUACAGGAGUGAGCGUGACCAGCGGGGUCGACCAGAUGGUGGCGCUGCACACGUCCUCUCAGGAUGACGUCCUGCUGUGUCUGCAGCGAGGGCAGCUGUGCCCCAACCAGGACCGAGUGGGCGAACUGGUGGGAUCGCUGGUCGACCACUUCACACGGUCAGUUCAGACGACAACACGCUGUUUCCUCACCGGGAGCAAACUCUGCUAAUUUUAUCCUGUGGUU
Molecule: messenger RNA, 1189 nt
Organism: Lates calcarifer (barramundi perch)
Lineage: Eukaryota; Metazoa; Chordata; Actinopteri; Centropomidae
Product: unconventional myosin-Ig
Exons: 7
Coding region: 38-1174 (378 amino acids)
Biological process (GO): actin filament organization; vesicle transport along actin filament
Cellular component (GO): actin cytoskeleton; microvillus; plasma membrane
Molecular function (GO): actin filament binding; ATP binding; microfilament motor activity
Source: RefSeq, a predicted model, not a curated record